ACCGGGUGAGCGGCAGCGGGCGCCAUAUUGUCUUGUUCGUGAAGACGAGGAGUAAGGGGGAGGAAGCUGCGGUGGCGGUGAAGGAGACGAAGGGGCGCCACCUGUGACUGGCGAGGGGAGGAGAGGGAACAUAAUACCUAAAGAAUUAAAGAUGUGGGAUCAAGGUGGACAGCCUUGGCAGCAGUGGCCUUUGAACCAGCAACAGUGGAUGCAGUCCUUCCAGCAUCAGCAAGAUCCAAGCCAGAUUGAUUGGGCUGCAUUAGCUCAGGCAUGGAUUGCCCAACGGGAAGCCUCGGGGCAGCAGAGCGUGGUGGAACAACAAGGAAUGAUGCCAAAUGGACAGGAUAUUUCCGGAAUAGAGCCUGGUCCAAACAACCAUGGUAAUUUUCAGGGGGAUCCCAACUUCAACAGAAUGUGGCAGCCAGAAUGGGGAAUGCCUCACCAACCUCCACAUCCACCUCCAGAUCAGCAGUGGAUGCCUCCAGCCCCUGGUCCAAUGGAAAUUGUUCCUCCAUCUGAAGACAGCAACAGUCAGGAUAGUGGGGAAUUUGCCCCUGACAACAGGCAUAUAUUUAACCAGAACAAUCACAACUUUGGGGGACCACCUGAUAACUUUGCAAUGGGGCCAGUGAACCAGUUUGACUAUCAGCAUGGGGCUGCUUUUGGUCCACCCCAAGGUGGAUUUCAUCCACCUUACUGGCAGCCAGGACCACCAGGGCCACCAGGUCCCCCAGCACCUUCAGCGCCUCCCCAGAACCGAAGGGACAGGCCCUCGUUCAGAGACCGUCAACGUUCACCCAUCGCGAUGCCUGUGAAGCAGGAGCCUCCACAGAUUGAUGCUGUGAAACGUAGAACCCUUCCUGCUUGGAUUCGUGAGGGUCUGGAAAAGAUGGAACGAGAAAAGCAGAAAAAGCUGGAGAAAGAGAGAAUGGAACAGCAACGUUCUCAGAUGUCUAAAAAAGAAAAAAAAGCAAGUGAGGAAGCUGAAGAAGGAGAUGGCCCACGGUUACCUCAGAAAAGUAAAUUUGACAGUGAUGAGGAAGAAGACGACAUCGAAAACACAGAAGCUGCAAGUGUUGAAAUUAGUAGGAGCCCCUCUCCUGCUCCUCAGAGGGAGCAAAAAGUGAACCAAAAGACAGAAGAAGAAAAGGAGUAUCAAAUGAUGAUGUUGACAAAACUGCUGCUGACAGAGAUUCUUUUAGAUGUCACAAAUGAAGAAAUUUAUUAUGUAGCCAAAGACGUACAUCGUAAAGCAACUAAAGCUCCUGCAAAACAGCUGGCACAGUCCAGUGCACUGGCUUCCCUCACUGGGCUCGGUGGACUGGGUGGUUAUGGAUCAGGAGACAGUGAAGAUGAGAGGAGUGACAGAGGCUCUGAAUCAUCUGAUACUGAUGAUGAGGAACUACGACACAGAAUCAGGCAAAAACAGGAAGCAUUCUGGAGAAAAGAGAGAGAACAGCAACUAUUACUAGAAAAACAGCUAGAAGAAGAAAAACUACAAAAUGAAAAAAUUGCAAAAGAGAUGAAUGAAUUCAUUAAUAAAGAGCAAAAUAGCAAUUCAGCACCACAGGAAGCGAAGGAAACAGAGGAUGAUGUGUUUAAUGAAAAGAAAAGAUCUCCAGGUGAAACUGCACCAGAUAUAGAACCCAAAAAAGAGGUUAAAGAAAAAGAGAGAACAGGAAGGAGUAGGUCAAGAAGUUCUUCUAGUGGUACCACUAGCAGCAACAGUAGAAGCAGUAGUAGCAGCAGUACUGUAUCUAGUACAUCAUAUAGUACAAGCUCAGGUAGUAGCCGCAGUUCUUCACGGUCUUCCUCUCCUAAAAGGAAGAAGAGACGUAGUCACAGUAGAUCUCCAUCACAUAAAAUUAGGCGCAGCAGAAGUAGGAGUUAUUCUCAUAGAAAUAGGAGAGAGAGGAGUAGAAGUAGGGAAAAGGUAAGAGAAAGGAGAAGGUCUAGUAGAAAUAGCAUGGACAAGGGAGAGAGACGAAAAAAUCGUAGUCCUUCCCGGGAAAGAAGUUGGGAGAAGCAUAGAAGCAGUAGUCACUCAAGGGAUAGGCGAGCUAGUCGUGCUAGUCGCAGCAGGAGUCGAGGUAGGCGUAAAAGUGAUGACCAACAUAGAAGUCUUAGUGGAAAUAGGCACAAGCACAAGGGUGACGGUAAAGAUCAAGAGAGGAAAAAGGAACGAAGUAGGAGCAUAGAUAAAGAUAGGAAGAAGAACAGAGAACGGGAGAGAGACCAGGAGAAAAGAAAAGAGAAGCAAAGAAAAGAAGAAAAAGACAGUAAGUCUGGCAAUCAUGAUGAAAGUAGAUUAAAGAGAAAAAGAGAUAGUGAAAGAGCUCUCUCUCGCAGCAAUUCAAUGUCUGCUAAAAUUUUAAGACAGGAUUCUAGACAGGAAAGCAAAAAAAGUUCUACCAAAGAUAGUAAAAGACAUUCAGGCUCUGAAUCUAGUGUCAGGAGCAGUUCUGAAUCACCAGGAAGCAGCAAAGAAAAGAAGGCUAAGAAAUCAAAGCAUAGUCGGUCACGAUCCAUGGAGAAAUCUCAAAGGUCUGGUAAGAAGGCAAGCCGCAAACACAAGUCUAAGUCACGAUCAAGGUCAACCACCCCUCCUCGUCGUAAACGCUGAGGAAUGAUGUGGCACCAGUGAUAUGACAUUAAAAAAUUCCAUGAGUUUUAAGGGCUUGUCUCAUUAUAGAGGCACAUUGUGGCUGUGUAGGUGAAACCAGAAUCCUUUUUUAAACUGUAAAUAGGUGUAUUUUUUUCCAAAUGCUGCUCAGUUAAAUAAUAGGAUUUCUUUGUAUUGCAAUUUUUUCAGAAACAGUAGUGCUUAAUAAGAAUAUAAAACAUGCCAUUCUCUUUCAGCUGUAAUGUUCUUAAAAUUACUAUUGAAUGUACUGUGAUGUCAAUAAAGCUCUUUAGUUCAUUUUUGUUUAAAAUUCUUGCACCUUAAUUUUACGUGUUAGAAUAUAGAUAGUACUUUUUUUUAAAAGGCAGCUGUUUUUUUGUAUAACAAAUCUUAAAAAAUACUUUGAAAAAAGUUUUUAACAUCUAUCGUUUUUCAAAGUAUGUGAGGUUUUUUGGUUUUGAUUUUGUUUUGGUCCAGGGAUUUAAGAUUAAUCAAUUGGGUGGGGUUGGGGAGAAAAAGGAAUAGACUUCUAAUUAUUUUUUUCUUUAGAUGAAAACGUCUUAACAUUUUUACAGUUCUCUUUCUUUUUUGGACUGUCAAGUAACAUAUGCUAUGUGUGUAAAAUAUAGAUCAUUCUGUAAUAUGAGAGAUGCUAAACCCAACCGAGCACCAGUAGGAAUAUGUGCAAGUAACUGAUUAAGUGCACCAUGAAUGUUCAGCUUUGGAACUAUAUUCCUCAAUCAACCACUUCUAUUUUGUAUUCAAACGCUACUUAAUCCUGGUUGGAAUAUAAAAUAAUGGAUAAUACUCUGCUCUCAAUAGACUAUCGGUUCUCUUAAGAAGGAAAAAUUUUCUGAAGAGUUGUUUAUCUUGACAGUUUAGACAUUUGGGAAUGCGUAGAUUUUUUUUUUCCAAUCAGCUACAAUUAAGUGUAAGAUACACUACUGUGGAAUACAGCUUCCGUGAUGCGCUGCAUUUGGUUUUCAGUCCAGAUCUUGUAUUAUCUGUUCAGUUAAAAAAAAAAAAAAGUGUGAAAGG
Gopherus evgoodei (Goodes thornscrub tortoise) is the source of this 3661-nucleotide messenger RNA. RefSeq names its product PNN interacting serine and arginine rich protein (gene PNISR). NCBI's taxonomy places the organism in Eukaryota, Metazoa, Chordata, Testudines, Testudinidae. Gene Ontology annotation, cellular component: nuclear speck; presynaptic active zone. Gene Ontology annotation, molecular function: RNA binding. The record is from RefSeq and is a predicted model, not a curated record.